CUCUCUUCCAGGGGACCGGGUUCAUUCAAACCGGAUUCAAACCUGAUUUAAACCUGACUCAAACACCGGCUUUUUUUUUUCCACAGCCGCUCCUCUCAUCCACCGUCCUGCUCCACCUGAUCGGGUGUCUCUCUGAAAGCUUUUCACCCCGUCGCCCUGUCACCAUGUCCGGGAAAGUUAAGAGCCGGAGCGCCGCGAACUCCGACAAAAUCUCUGUCGGCGUGUCCUGCGACGAGCGCAUCCUGCGGGAUUGUCAUCAGCUCUACACGGACCCAGACAGCGGGUUGAUCACUGUGGCUGAGUCUGUGGGUGUGAAGUUGCUGCCCCCCAGGAAGAAAAUCACAGUGAUGCUGAUGGGAAACCACUCUGCAGGGAAAAGCUCCUUCAUCAACUGGUACGUGGAGGAGCACAUCCAGCGCACAGGAGUGGCCAUCGAGACUCAAGGCUUCAGCUUCAUCACCAGCGGACGCAAGAGGGAAUCUCUCACGGGAAACGCCACCCUCCACCUGUACCCACACUUCAAGCCUCUGCAGGAGUUUAAAGGUGUUUCCGAGUACCUGAGCACAGAAGUCUGCACGUCGAGGCAGAAGCGUUUCAGCCUGGUGACGUUCGUGGACUCUCCGGGUCUGGUGGACGGCGACAUGAAGUAUCCGUUCGACGUGGACGAGGUCAUCAUGUGGCUGGGUGAUCUCUGUGACCUGAUCCUGGUCUUCUUUGACCCCAUGGGUCAGGCUCUGUGUAAACGCACACUCAACAUCGUGGAGAGACUGAAUGAAAAACACGGAGACCGACUUCGCUUCUACCUGAGCAAAGCCGACGAGGCCGGAGGAGAGUCGGACCGACAGAGGGUGAUGAUGCAGAUCGUCCAGGAGCUUUGCAAGAGGCCGGGACUCAACAAAUGUGGCUUUGACAUGCCCACAAUCUACAUUCCCAACCCCAGCAAGCCGAGUCGCUGCGUGAACCAGAUCGAGGAGGUUUGUCGCACGGUGGAGAAAACCAUCAACCAGACGGUGCAGAACACGCUGAACUCCCUGGAGAACGACUGCGAGCUCAUCAGCGAGGCCAUCGAGGACACGCUGGACAACGACAGACAGACGUCCUCUCAGAACCGGAGGUCUCGCUGUAAGAGCUGCUUCCUGACUCUCCUGGGGUUCUGCGUCCCGCUCUGCCUCAUGGCCUUAGUGGUUCUGGGUUCCAUGUCCCACGAGUUCCUGCAGGCGUCGCUGGGACACGAGGGUCUGGAGGCUCUGAAGCUCUACGUGGAGCCUGUAGCGAACUUAACUAAGUCGAUGCCGAUGGAGCAGCAGCUCUACGUCUACGGGGGACUCGUCCUUCUCUCCUUCCUCCUGCUCCUCAUCUCUCGCUUCUCCUUCAGGACUCGACCGACUCUUUCGGGGAAACAGAAGCGGCAGCUGCAGGAGAAGCUUGAAUACGUCCAGGAGGUCGUCAAGACCAAGAAGAAGAAGCUGUAUGAAGAGUAUCUGCGGCAAAGUGUCAGCGACCAGGACAUGGAGCUUUAGAGACGAUUCUCACUCUGCGGUUUAUUUUUGUUGGAAACACACGGAUCCUUUCAGAUCCUGUUUGUCUGUUAUUUGUUACCUCCAGGUACAAAUGGUUCAACUACAUCACUCGGGACUGAUCACUUAACUUGAAGCAUUUAUACCUAUAAAUCCUGUGCCUCUUUUCUUCUCAAACCACUAUAUGAUAUUUAACCUUUCCAGACUAUUUAUAGCUUCACUUCACAAGAGAAACUGUAUUUUGGUUUAGUGGCAUCGAGCGUCACCGGCUCUUUUUUUUAUACCGAACUCUGAUACUCGGAGACGUUUUUGUGUCUCGCAUCAUGAACACGAACGCAGCACUUUCCAGCAUCAAACCUGUUACCAGAGACCAACGUUUUGUAUUUUCUUUCUACCAUCGUGACCAUGUUUUAAUAAGAACUCGAUUAAAUAAAAAGAUGUUCAGUACAAGAA
Molecule: messenger RNA, 1970 nt
Organism: Mugil cephalus (flathead mullet)
Lineage: Eukaryota; Metazoa; Chordata; Actinopteri; Mugiliformes; Mugilidae
Exons: 12
Coding region: 165-1520 (451 amino acids)
Molecular function (GO): GTPase activity
Source: RefSeq, a predicted model, not a curated record